Molecule: messenger RNA, 1190 nt
Organism: Lucilia cuprina (Australian sheep blowfly)
Lineage: Eukaryota; Metazoa; Arthropoda; Insecta; Diptera; Calliphoridae
Product: leucine-rich repeat-containing protein 57
Exons: 1
Coding region: 129-845 (238 amino acids)
Molecular function (GO): protein binding
Source: RefSeq, a predicted model, not a curated record
AAGAAAAAAGUCCAAAACAAAAGUAAAGUCACAACGAAAAAGUUCACACAAAACUUUUUCAUAAUUACCAAUAUUAAUAAUUUAUAAAUUUCUUUUUAAAUAAACAAUAAGUGAGUAAUAGCGACGUAAUGGGCAAUAAACAAAUCAAACAACAUUUGGAAACUGCACAAAAGACGGGAAUCUUAAAGAUUUCCCUGCAAAGGCUACAGGAGCUGCCACCGCAAUUGAAAAACUAUCCAAAUGUUUUAAAGACAUUGGAUCUGUCGCAGAAUCGUUUUGAACUGAUACCCGAAGAAAUUAGUAAAUUUACUCUUAUCAAACAUUUCAAUAUGAGUGGGAAUCGUAUAACUGUGGUGCCCGAAGCUUUAGGAGAACUUAUCAAAUUGGAGGUGCUGAUAUUAAACGAUAACAUGAUCACCCGCAUACCUAAAUCGCUGAAUAAUUGUAAAAAUCUUAAAACUGUUAAUUUGAGUCACAACCAAAUUACCGAAUUUCCCGUAAUGUUGUGUGGCCUUAAACAUUUAGAUGUUUUGGAUUUGUCACGCAAUAAAAUCACCUCUAUACCGGAUGAAGUGGGUACAUUGUAUGUGACAGAGUUGAAUUUAAAUCAAAAUCAAAUUUCCUCUUUGUCCGAAGAGAUAGCAGCUUGUCCUAAACUGAAAACUUUGCGUUUGGAAGAGAACUGUUUGCAGGCAAAUGCCUUUACACCACGCAUACUCAAAGAAUCGAAAAUAUCUAAUCUAUCUGUAGAUGGCAAUUUAUUCCAGUCGAAACAAUUUACAGAUCUAGAUGGUUAUGAUGUCUAUAUGGAACGUUAUACAGCCGUUAAGAAGAAAAUGUUUUAAUAUGUUGUUCUGUUGUGUAUGUUGGAUACAAAAUAUAAUUAAUACAACUGAAAAAUAUUUAUUAACUAGAAAUAUUUAAUCAUAAUCAUUUAUAGAUAUAUACGUAUAUAGUAACACCACCUAAGUAAACUGAAAAGACAAGACAUGCUUUUUAAUUCUAAUCAAUCUUUAGUGGUUUAUUUAGGACACUAUUUUGCAAUUGUAAAAUUAGCUUGAAAUUACUUAUAAUUAUUAUUGUAUGAAUGUACAUGAUAGUGGCUGUAUUUUCAUUAAUUUCUAUUUUGAUAAAGUAAAUAUUUAUUGUAUUUUAUUUACUCUAUUUCUUAAAUAAAGUAAUAAAUAUUA